CAAUGCCGAUAUAUUUCACCUAACUGUACCUGUUCGUGCGUCUCUCUGCAUCCCCCUUCACACAUCAAUGGAGGCCAUAGUACUGUAUCCAGCGCCCAACAUGGGUCACCUUAUCUCCAUGGUGGAGCUAGCUCAGCUAAUCCUCCUCCACCACCACCACCCUUCUAAUUCUCUGUUAUCCGUCCACAUCCUCAUCACCUCUCCACCCAUCGACCUGGGCUCCCCCUCCCCUUUCAUCGCCUCCGUCUCCGCCACCACCCCUUCCAUCAUCUUCCAUCAGCUCCCCGACCCCUCUCUCCCUCUCCAACCCGCCUCCUUCCCCUCCAUGGAAGCCCUCGUUUUUGAGCACAUCAACCUCACUACCCCUCAGGUCCAAACCACCCUCCUUUCUAUCUCUGUCUCUUCCUCCAUCCGUGCUUUCGUUAUCGACGUUUUCUGUACUCCCGCUCUCGAAGUCGGCACUUCCCUCCAAAUCCCAACUUACUAUUUCUUUACCUCCGGCGCAAGCUGCCUUGCCUUGUUUCUCUACCUCCCCACUCUUCACAAAAACACCACAAAAAGCUUCAAAGACCUCAACACCCAUCUCCACGUCCCAGGCUUACCACCCAUCCCCUCGUCCCAUAUGCCGGAGCCAACGCUUGACAGAACCAAAGAACAACAUUCUUGGUUCCUUAAUUUUACUACCCGCCUUCCGAAAUCUGCUGGAAUCAUCGUUAACACGUUUAACUCUCUUGAGCCAAUUGCAUUGAAAGCUAUAUCAGAUGGACUUUGCGUCCAGGACGGCCACACUCCACCCAUUUUCUGUGUUGGACCAGUGAUCAAGUCCAACGAUCAAAGUGCUGGAGGUCAAGCCGAGUGUUUAAAAUGGCUGGACUCGCAACCCAGGGGAAAGGUUGUAUUUUUGUGCUUCGGGAGCUUAGGUACGUUUUCAAAGGAGCAGUUGAAGGAAAUAGCUGUAGGGCUAGAGAAAAGUGGCCAAAGGUUCUUGUGGGUGGUGCGCAGUCCACCUAUGAAAGAGCAAAGUCAGCAGUUGUUGUCACAAUCUGAAGAAGACCCAGACUUGGAUUCUUUGCUCCCGGAAAGUUUCUUGGAUCGCACUAGGGAGAAGGGGCUCGUCGUGAAGAAAUGGGCACCACAGGUACCGGUGCUGAGUCAUGACGCGGUGGGCAGUUUCGUCACUCAUUGUGGGUGGAACUCAGUGCUGGAAGCGAUUUGCGCUGGCGUACCGAUGGUGGCGUGGCCGCUGUACGCGGAGCAGAGGUUUAACAAGAUAUUGUUGGUGGAGCAGUUGAAGCUGGCUUUGCCAAUGAACGAGUCGGCGGGUGGGUUAGUGAGCGCGGCCGAGGUGGAGAGGCGAGUUAGAGAGAUUAUGGAGUCGGAGGAGGGAAACUCGGUGAGAGAGCAGGUAUUGGCCAAGAGACAGGAGGCAAUGGCGGCAACGAGUGAACAAGGCUCGUCCCGAGUUGCGCUUGCAAAGUUUAUGGAGUCGGCGAAGAGGUUUCCCUAAUCCAGGAUCGAGUAAAAGUGGAUGUGUUUGUUUCUUUCAGCCAGUCCAGACCAACACGUUGCAGCAUAGCCCCCUAUACUGCAGCUUCUAUCUUCAGUUCUAUAGUCUGUUCAUCAGACUAUGUUAAAACCGUCACCAAGCGGUCUUCCCUUAUGGGAAUUGGGUGUGAGCCAUUUGUUUGGUUCCGAUCACCCGUUUUAUUUUUUCUUUUCUGUGUUGUAAUGUGUGUUGGUUUUGGGAAGACUGUAGGAGAUCCCCACCCCAUCAAACUUGUAUCUUGUAUCUUUUAGUUUAUCUAUAAAUAUCCUACUUGCUGAGAAAUAAAAAAAUUUUGACAUCU
This is a messenger RNA of Carya illinoinensis, 1847 nucleotides long. Its product is annotated as UDP-glycosyltransferase 88A1-like. NCBI's taxonomy places the organism in Eukaryota, Viridiplantae, Streptophyta, Magnoliopsida, Fagales, Juglandaceae. The coding region runs from base 68 to 1507 and encodes 479 amino acids. The record is from RefSeq and is a predicted model, not a curated record. The transcript has 2 exons. Gene Ontology annotation, molecular function: UDP-glycosyltransferase activity.